UUCAGAAGCCAGGAAGCAUCGGGAACUCGGGAACCGCAGCCAGCUAAUCUUGUGAAAAUGGAACCCUUGGAAGAAAAAGCAGCUUCAACAACAAAAAAUGAGCACGAAGAUUUGGGACCUCAAGAGGAACCAGCACAUUUUAAUCCUCUCCUGAGGGCUGCUUUAAGGGGUGAUAUGGAAGAAGUACAACAGAUUUUUGAGAACUCGGAGGAUCCUGAUCAUGAAAAAGCCAAUAAGUUUUUAAUGGAAAAAGAUAUUCUAGGGAGAAACCUACUGUUUACAACUUGUAUGGUUGGUCAGAAUGACAUUAUCCAGUCCCUGGCAAAAUAUGGAGUUGACCUGAAGGAUAAGACAGUCAGAGGUUAUACACUUCUUCAUUGUGCUGCAGCCUGGGGUCAGCUAAACACACUGAAAACUCUGAUAGAGCUGGAAGUUGAUAUUUAUGCAACUACAUUUCGGGAUGAAAACGCUAGAGAAAUUGCAAAUCGAUAUAAGCAAACAGAGUGUGUUGAAUUCUUGGAUUGGGCAGAGGCCAAGCAGAAUUUACGCAAUUUUAUUUUCCAAAUCCAGGCAACAAUCACUGAUCCUGAGAAAGUUCUGGGAAAGCUGAAUAAAGAAGAUAAGACAACCUCCAUCAAGGCCUGUCAGGCCAAGUUGGACUGGCUUGAAAAUACAAAAGAGCCUGCUACACAAGAAUUUAUUGAUCAGAAGCAGCAGUUGGAAGACAUCAUGCUUCCUAUCUUCACAAAAUUGUCUGCACCACGUUUCAGGAUAAUUACAUGGAUUUACAAGCAGUUUCCAACUCUAUACAUUCCACCAUUCUCAAAUUCCACAAAAAAUCAGGGUUCUAGUAAAGAGAUGCGUCCUUCAAAUAUACAUGUGAAAAUUGCAGAGUUGAUUGGGUGGACAAGACUCUGUUGUCAGCAAAAAAAUGUGAAUGAUUUUUGGAAAUCAACUCAUCAAGCAUAUGUGCCUGCAAACUCCUCCUGUAAUCUAGUUCCUGAACACUGGCUUCAAAGCCAGGAUAACGGAGAUGUAUUGUUGUGCCUGUUGUGAAAAUUGACAUGUUAGAUGUGAAUAUAUCAGCAUGAAAUUAAACCCAUUAUUCUGUAAAAAAAAAAACCCUACCAAAACAGUCUUAAUGCUUUUAUUAAAAAAUCAAAAUAUUUAUUGAUAUCCACAAA
This is a messenger RNA of Protobothrops mucrosquamatus (brown spotted pit viper), 1184 nucleotides long. It is a transcript of the gene ANKRD45, whose product is annotated as ankyrin repeat domain 45. The record is from RefSeq and is a predicted model, not a curated record. Bases 58 to 1056 code for a protein of 332 amino acids. Gene Ontology annotation, molecular function: protein binding. NCBI's taxonomy places the organism in Eukaryota, Metazoa, Chordata, Lepidosauria, Squamata, Viperidae. The transcript is spliced from 8 exons.